Striga asiatica is the source of this 804-nucleotide messenger RNA. NCBI's taxonomy places the organism in Eukaryota, Viridiplantae, Streptophyta, Magnoliopsida, Lamiales, Orobanchaceae. The record is from the annotation of a GenBank genome assembly.
AUGGCACCAAAUUUUCCAUCAUCUGCAGUUUCUGAUGGCUGGAUAGGCUUGGAUAUUGGUCCCGACAGUAUCAAUGGGGUGGAGGUGGAAUGGGAGGUUCGUGAAUUAGGGCACAUCGGCCGAUCUGGAUACUCAGUUUUUGAACAAGUAGGCAAAGCUGCUCAUGAUAUUUCCCAAACGCAGGAAAGUGUUGUUACGAGCAGGCUCUUCAACUUAACCGACAAAGGUUACAAGGACAAUAAGCAGCACGAGAAAAAUCUUGCACAAAUCGGUGACCUUGAUCUUCAGCCUGAGGAUGCUAUUGUGGACCGUGGAGACCAAGCGAAGAGUAAACGACUUAUAAGGAAGAGGAACGUGUCUCCUUUGAAUGUUACCAAGAAACUUCUAGGAGCGCUUGUGGUACCGAAUCGGGAUACUCUGUUAUCCUAUCUAAUCGGGAAACACAACGCAACAGAUGGUUGGAGAAGCUACUUCAAUCAAUUCAACCUGUUGCAGUUCUUGUGGGUGAUGCAUCAUCUGACUGGACAGAUACAGCCACUCAUGGCGGUGGUUACUAUUGAGACAGGUUGUGGUGAUUUGGUAAGGGUACCAAGACUCAAAGGUGAAAGAGUUGGAGUCUUUGCUACAAGAUCUCCUCAUCGUCUGUGCUCCAUUGGGUUGACUGUAGCUAAGGUCGAGGCAGUACAUGGGCAUACGGUCUUACUCUCUAGCGUGGAUCUGGUUGAUGGAACUCCUGUUCUGGACAUCAAACCUUAUUUGCCGUAUUGUGACAACAUUCAAGGAGCAAUGGUUGUUAUGGGUUAA